This is a messenger RNA of Penicillium manginii, 2028 nucleotides long. Its product is annotated as putative copper amine oxidase. The annotation marks the transcript as partial. NCBI's taxonomy places the organism in Eukaryota, Fungi, Ascomycota, Eurotiomycetes, Eurotiales, Aspergillaceae. Gene Ontology annotation, biological process: amine metabolic process. The transcript is spliced from 4 exons. The record is from RefSeq and is a predicted model, not a curated record. Gene Ontology annotation, molecular function: primary methylamine oxidase activity; quinone binding; copper ion binding.
UACACACAAUGGUGGCCCAUCCUCUUGCCAUUCUCUCUCCGGAAGAAACCAACGUGGCUCGUGAUCUCGUCCGCGCUGCCCAUCCCGACAACAUUCUCAUCGAUUUCAGAGAGAUUUUCCUGCAGGAACCCCCCUAAGCCUCAAUUAUUGGAAUUUCUUGCCCUUGAGCAUGCAGGUCGUCUCAGCCCAACCACACCACGCCCACCGCGCCUAGCCUUAUGCCAGUACGACGUCAUCGGCGCCGAUCGGAUCCCCGAGUAUCAGGAGUCGGUGGUCGACCUCGUCGCUCUCAAGCAGAUUAAACAUACCGUUGUGGGAAAGCAGCACCAUGCAUCCCUGACUUUGAGCGAAUUUGACGUGCUUGUUGAUCGGUGUAUGAGCUCACCUAUGUUCCAGGAAGCCAUUGCCGAGUUCUCUUUACCCGAUGGAUUCGAGGUUGUCAUUGAGCCCUGGCCCUAUGGAGGACUGGAUAAUACCGAUGAGAACCGUCGUUUUUUCCAGGGGCUAUGCUUUGCCCAAGACAAGCGAUCGGGAAACCCAGACUCCAACUUCUACUCCUUCCCUCUGCCUAUUAUCCCUGUUAUGGAUGCACACACUCAGAAGAUCAUCCGUGUUGACCGACCUGCAACAGGAGGUAAGGGAGAUGGGUUGUUAGAACAAACCUUCAACCGUGCUAUCAUUGGUCACUGCAAGCCUUCCGAAUAUGUGCCCGAGCUGCUUACCGAAGGAACUCGCGCGGACCUCAAGCCACUGAACGUCGUGCAACCCGAGGGUCCCUCUUUUCGCGUCACUAACGAGUCACUGGUCGAAUGGCAGAAGUGGCGGUUCCGCGUGGGCUUCAACCCACGUGAAGGUGCGACGAUCCAUGAUCUGCGGUACGAUGGCCGUAGCGUGAUGCAUCGGCUGGCCAUCAGUGAAAUGACCGUACCGUACGCCGAUCCUCGUCCUCCGUUUCAUCGAAAGCAGGCCUUUGACUUUGGCGAUGGCGGUGGUGGAAACAUGGCCAACAAUCUCUCCCUUGGGUGUGACUGCCUUGGAGUGAUAAAAUACUUUGAUGCCGUGAUUACACAACCAGAUGGCACUGCCGAGAAGUUGCCUAACGCAAUUUGCCUUCACGAGCAAGACAAUGGAAUCGCUUGGAAGCACUCCAACUGGCGGACCGGCCGAGCUGUGGUCACUCGUAAUAGGGAGCUUGUCGUGCAGUUCAUCAUCACACUCGCGAACUAUGAGUAUAUCUUCGCCUACAAGUUCAACCAGUCAGGCGACAUCAUCGUCGAGGCUCGGGCGACCGGCAUCUUGAAUGUCGUCAACAUCGAUGCGGGCAAGGUCAGCGACUAUGGUAACGUGGUCAGUGGAGGGGUCCUCGCUCAGAAUCACCAGCACAUUUUUUGUGUCCGCCUAGACCCGGCUAUUGACGGACAGAGGAAUUCGGUGGUGGUGGAAGAGUCACAUCCAGUUCCAAUGAACGCGGUCACCAACCCCAAUGGCAAUUUCUAUCAGAUCACGAAAAAGACCGUUGAGCGAGCAUCCUGGAUCGAUGCGGCCCCGGAAUACAACCGGACAAUCAAGAUGAUCAAUCCACACAAGACUAACCCCAUCAGUGGAAAUCCCAUUGGGUUCAAGUUCAUCCCUCUCGCCACCCAGAAUCUUUUGGCCGAUCCAGAAUCUGUUCAAGCUCGCCGUGCUCAGUUUGCCCAGCAUCAUGUGUGGGUGACAAAAUAUCAGGACAACGAGCUGUAUGCGGGUGGCCGGUACACCCUGCAAAGUCAAUCUGAAGUUGAUGGCGUUGCAGACGCCGUUCGCCGAGGUGACUCUGUAGCUGACACCGACGUUGUUGUUUGGAACUCGUUCGGCAUCACCCACAACCCUCGCGUGGAAGACUGGCCCGUCAUGCCCGUUGAAACAUUUCAGCUUAUGAUUCGCCCGGCGGACUUUUUCGUAGAGAAUCCUUCCAUCGACGUUCCCUCGAAUAAGAACGUAUCUUCACGACUGGCAGAUCAGGAUUGCUGCCGUAGGGCUCAUAUCUAG